Molecule: messenger RNA, 1917 nt
Organism: Chenopodium quinoa (quinoa)
Lineage: Eukaryota; Viridiplantae; Streptophyta; Magnoliopsida; Caryophyllales; Amaranthaceae
Product: fasciclin-like arabinogalactan protein 1
Exons: 1
Coding region: 313-1560 (415 amino acids)
Cellular component (GO): plasma membrane
Source: RefSeq, a predicted model, not a curated record
UAAAUUAUAGCUAUACUAAUUUACUAAUCAACUACCUUAUUAUCAUGCAAAUAAAUCUAUCCAUAUCUUCAUGAAUACUACAUCAAUCUCUCCUAGUACGAAUAUUCAUAUCAAGUUAGCAAUACAACCUUGUUAUAACCCUACCUAUAAAUUAUUAAAUACACGAAGUAAUAGGAGAAAUAUAACAGGAGAAAAUAUAACUAUGUAGAUCGUACUCUCAACACUCCCAUUUUCCAAACCUCAUUCAUUUCUUCCUCUCUUUUUCUCUCCACCACAACAAUCCCACAUUCACAAAACACAACCACAUUCACAAUGCAAACUUCCCUCUUUGGAGCAUUGCUCCUCCUCCUCCUCCUCCUAGCAAGCAAUGCAAAUGCACACAACAUCACCAAAAUCCUAGCCAAGUUCCCUGAAUACUCCACCUUCAACCACUACCUCACGACCACUCACCUCGCUCCCGAGAUCAACACCCGCCAAACCAUCACCGUCCUCGCCGUCGACAAUGCCGCUAUGAACUCCCUCAUUGCCAAGCACCUCCCCAUCUCCUCCCUCAAAAACGUACUCUCCCUACAUGUUCUCCUAGAUUACUUUGGCGCCAAGAAACUCCAUCAAAUUACCGACGGUACCGCCCUUGCCGCCACAAUGUUCCAAGCCACUGGUUCCGCCCCCGGAACCUCGGGCUUCGUCAACAUUACCGAUCUCAAAGGCGGCAAAGUCGGCUUUGCCGCCACGAAAGACGCCGACGAUUCCGGCUCUCUAUCCCUCGACGCUACCUUUGUCAAGUCGGUCAAAGAAAUCCCUUACAACAUCUCUAUCAUCCAAAUUUCUCACGUAUUGUCUAACCCUGACGCUAUGGCACCCGCGCCAGCGCCCGAGGCGACGAACAUUACCGACAUUAUGUCCGCGCACGGCUGCAAAGCCUUCGCCGACACGCUCAAAACUUUUCCCGACGCUCUCGACGUCUUCACCUCCAACGCCGAGGGCGGCUUGACGGUGUUCUGUCCCACCGACGACACCUUCAAGAGCUUCCUCCCGAAGUUCAAAAACCUAACCAAAGAGGAGAAAUCCUCUCUCCUACUCUUCCAUGGAGUUCCGAUCUACUAUUCAAUGGCGAUGUUGAGGUCCAGCAAUGGAAUGAUGAACACUUUGGCGACCGACGGUAAGAAGAAGUUCGAUUUUGAGGUGCAAAAUGAAGGUCAAUCGGUAACAUUGAAGACGAAGAUUGUGACGGCGAAGGUUACCGGGACCCUAAUUGAUGAAGAACCGGUUGCAAUUUACACCGUUGAUAAGGUUUUGAAGCCGAAGGAGAUCUUUAAGAAGGCAGAGAUUUCACCGGCGCCGGCACCGGCACCGGAAGCUGAGGCGCCGAAGUCGUCGAAGCAUCACCAUAAGUCGCCGCCUGCGCCGCCGAGUGAUGAUUCGGCUGACUCGCCAGCCGAUUCGCCGGCUGACUCGCCGGAAUCGGAUACAGCGGAUGAUACGAGUGAAGGAGGAGAGAGAGUGAAGAAAGGGUUUUGGAUGAUUGUUGUGUCGGUGGCGAUGGUUUCUAUGUUGGUAUAGAAAAGAAAGAAAGAGAUAAUGUUUAGAUGAAACGACAACGUUUCGUUCAGGUAAAAUUGAGAAAAAUAAUUAAUUUGGGUUAUUUAAAAAAAAUAAAAAAAGAGAAAUUGUAAAAGUAUUUGAUGAUUUUGAAUUAUGGUGUGCCCAAAUUGUUGGCUUGUAAUUUUUUUGGUUUUAUUUAGGAUUUUGUGUGCCAAAAUUUGUUUGUUUUUUUUUUUUUUUUUUUGAGUGAAUUUUCAUUUGGGGUAGGAGUUUGUGUUUUUUUUUUUUUUUUGGUCAAUUGGUUGUAAUUUGUGUUUGAGAAAUUGUAAACACACAUAAUUGAAGAUAAUUUAUGGUGAUAUAUUAGUUCAUUUA